Messenger RNA from Elgaria multicarinata webbii, 1752 nucleotides. It is a transcript of the gene LTV1, whose product is annotated as LTV1 ribosome biogenesis factor. NCBI's taxonomy places the organism in Eukaryota, Metazoa, Chordata, Lepidosauria, Squamata, Anguidae. The transcript is spliced from 11 exons. The record is from RefSeq and is a predicted model, not a curated record. Gene Ontology annotation, biological process: ribosomal small subunit export from nucleus; ribosomal small subunit biogenesis. Bases 107 to 1549 code for a protein of 480 amino acids. Gene Ontology annotation, cellular component: cytosol; nucleus; preribosome, small subunit precursor.
GUGCCCGUGCAGCAGUGGACGCUGCCAGGUGUUCGUGUGAAGUUUUGUUCUCGAGGCCCUCAGGACGUUUGGCGCGUGACUGCCGGGCUGCCCGGGUCCUCGCGCCAUGCCCCAUAGGCGGAAGAAACCCUUCAUAGAGAAGAAAAAAGCUGUAACAUUUCAUUUAGUACACAGAAGUCAGAAGGACCCUUUGACAGCAGAUGACACUGCACCACAGAGAGUUCUGUUACCUGCACAAAAGGGGGAUGAAGAAAAAAGAAGGGAGGAACAGAGAAAAUAUGGAGUAUUCUUUGAUGAUGACUACAACUACUUGCAACAUCUCAAGGAAGCUUCUGGACCUUCUGAGCUUAUUCCAUCCAGCAUCCCAGAUCAACAAGGCAGGAUUGUAGUGACCACAGAAGGAGAGGUAGAAGAAGAAAUUCAGCGAAUUCCAGCUCCAACUAUUAACUUGCCGUCGUCAGUGUUUGCAUCAGAAUUUGAAGAGGAUGUGGGAUUGUUAAACAAAGCUGCUCCUGUUUCAGGACCUAGGCUGGAUUUUGACCCUGACAUUGUUGCAGCACUUGAUGAUGAUUUCGAUUUUGACAAUCCAAAUAAUCUCCUUGAAGAUGAUUUCAUUUUAAGGGCCAAUAAGCCAGGGAGUAUAGACCAGGAAAAGGAAGCUUGUUGGGAGUCUAAAUCUGGAGAUGAAGAUGAAUGGGAGGAUAUGGAGGAAGAAGAGGAUGGAAAAAACUUUCAGAGUGAUGAAGAGUAUGAUUCUGAGGGCCCUUUGUCAGAUGAUGCUGAAAUUAGAGGAGAGAUGAAAGAUUUUUUUUUCAUGCAAGAAGAGACCAGGAGUCGUUUUACAGAAUACUCUAUGACGUCUUCAGUAAUGAGAAGGAAUGAACAAUUGACCCUUUUGGAUGAGAGAUUUGAGAAGUUCUUUGAGCAGUUUGAUGAUGAUGAAAUUGGAGCCCUGGAUAAUGCCGAAUUAGAAGGUUUCAUUCAGAGUGAUAGUACUCGGUUACAAGAAGUCUUGAAUGACUAUUAUAAAGAAAAAGAAAAAGACUGUGUUAAACCUGAUGCUCUCGUAAUCAAAGAAGAUUCAGAGGUGCUCCUGAAUGAGGAAGAAGAUGAAAAAGAAAAAAUAGUAACUUUGGUUAUUAAAGAACCUAGAGAAAAAUGGGAUUGUGAAUCUAUUCUGAGUACCUAUUCAAACAUAUACAAUCAUCCAAAACUUAUUGAAGUUCCACAAAAGCCCAAACCAAUUUUAGUGUCGAACAAGACAGGAAUCCCUCUGGAUGUUUUGCCUCAAAGAGGACUUACAGCUAAGCAGGCUGAGCGCAUGCAAAUAAUUAAUGACUGUGACCUGCCAAGAGUGUCCACACAGCCACGUUCCAAAACUGAGACUAAAGAGGAUCGGAAAGCUAGAAAACAAGCCAUCAAAGAAGAAAGAAAAGAACGCAGGAUGGAGAAGAAAGCAAACAAACUGGCCUUUAAGCAAGAGAAGACAAGGCAAGAGAAAGAACUGCUCAACCUAAAACAGAAUAUUCAAGGACUCAAGUUGUCAUAAUUAAAACUCCAUGUCAAGGAAUUCAACACCUUAUUCUUGCUGAAACUUUUGGAAAGGACACUUCUUCAAUCUGACUUACCACAGAAGUUUAAAAGUUAUGACAAUGAUCUUUUGAAAACUCAAAUCUAGCUACAUCAGCAUUUGUUUAAAUGUAAAUUCAUUUUGGUUACUUCUAAAAUAAAAUUGUAAUAUUUUCUCCUGUA